UGGGCCGUCCGCUGGAAGUCCUCUCCGUCACAGAUAUAUCUAAUCACUGCACAUCACAAUGCCCGGUGUACCGUCCGGAAGAGGGUGCGACAACUGUCGCAAGUCGAAGAAGAAGUGCGAUGAGGUCAAGCCCGUCUGUACACGAUGCGCUCGCCGCGGAAUCGAAUGCGUCGGUGCCGGCGAAAAGCGCUACAAGUUCAUGGAAGACGGCCCCACGAUAGUCAAGAAGCGGUCUCCAAAACGUCAUCUCACCACCACGCCGUCUCCUGAUGGGACGGAUAUCAUUCGUCGCGUCGCUAUCAACCCAACUAACAGUACAAUGCUCCUUGGGCAGGGGCUGGUAGCGGCUAUGAAGCCAGGGACGAGUUUGAGGUAUAAUCUGAUGUGGGCGUAUGGCGGUUAUCUUACUCUCAUCCCGCGACGUCUGGGGUUGAACGAGGCGUUGGAUACAGCUGUUGAUGCCAUGGUAACAACCCAUGCGUCGUUUUCGUCGUGCAAGGAGGUCACCAUAAAGUCUCUUACGAAAUACUCAAGAGCGCUGGGAGCUUUGCGGAGAUGCCUGGAUGAUCCCGUCACGGCAAGCUCAUCGGAAACGCUCUGCGCUGUAUCUGUCCUGCUCCUUGUUCAACACAUGAUAGGCCCAUCGGACCUGAAGUUUACAGGUCACGCUGAGGGAGCUGCCAAAAUUCUAAAAGCUCGGAAGAACUGCGCUCCUCGAGACGCCUUUGAGCGCUUACUUUUGUUGUCACUGCGUGGUCCAGUUCUGUUUGAAGGCCUGUUCAACCCUAAUAUAAAUUUGAGCCCAAAGGAAUGGAAGGAGCUGGUGCAGAGUGACCUGGACGCGCAUACACCAGAAGGGCAGAUGCUCACACAUUUCUCCCAAGUCCCAGAUAUCCUGGACAGAGUCAAAGCCAACCCCGACGGGUUGGCUGGGCUGUUAAUCUUGCAGGCCGAGAUGAAGAGCCUGUACUUCAAGACGCGCAACAUUUGCGACCUGCUUCGCCUUGAACUAGAUCAGAUCGAGAAUCCCGGCGAAACCCCACAUCCAAACCCAUACAACCUCCCCCCGACCAUGCUCCAUGCCCACACUCAACGAUUUUACGGCAUCUGUAUCACCAUUUGUCUAUACAUGAAUUACAUCCUUGUCGCCAUGCGGACAAACGACCCCGAGCUCUCGAGGGAUGCCAACUACCUCGCCCUCGAAGCUCUCUCCAUCGCCGAGAAUGCCCUGCAGUACCGGCCAUUUGGCGCCGGGUACGUUACACUUGCGCUUGUAGCGGGCGUAAUGGCCGUGGACAAACCAUCGCUGCGAAUCCUGCUUCAGUCAUGGGCAGCAGACUACUGGGAGGAUUUUAACAUGCCGAACUUGGACUUUGCGGUAAUCGUCGAGUCGUUCCGUCGCUUGGACCCGUUCGCGUCUGCUGAUACGCCGGAUGGAUGGCCUGAGGCCGAAGAAGCGGCCUUGUAUGACCCGGUUUUGUUCAAGGACGAGUCUGAGUCGCCCAAGAUAGUGGAAUUUAUUAGCUAGACGAUUACUGCCGUAACCCGAAUCACACCUCCAGAUUACAUUAUCCAUAAAUC
Aspergillus versicolor CBS 583.65 is the source of this 1581-nucleotide messenger RNA. Its product is annotated as Zn(II)2Cys6 transcription factor domain-containing protein. NCBI's taxonomy places the organism in Eukaryota, Fungi, Ascomycota, Eurotiomycetes, Eurotiales, Aspergillaceae. The record is from RefSeq and is a predicted model, not a curated record. The transcript has 4 exons. Gene Ontology annotation, molecular function: DNA-binding transcription factor activity, RNA polymerase II-specific; zinc ion binding. Gene Ontology annotation, biological process: regulation of DNA-templated transcription. The coding region runs from base 59 to 1528 and encodes 489 amino acids.